Molecule: messenger RNA, 1700 nt
Organism: Populus euphratica (Euphrates poplar)
Lineage: Eukaryota; Viridiplantae; Streptophyta; Magnoliopsida; Malpighiales; Salicaceae
Gene: DWA1
Product: DWD (DDB1-binding WD40 protein) hypersensitive to ABA 1
Exons: 14
Coding region: 255-1352 (365 amino acids)
Biological process (GO): mRNA export from nucleus
Cellular component (GO): transcription export complex; THO complex
Molecular function (GO): protein binding
Source: RefSeq, a predicted model, not a curated record
AUUGAUUUUGUAGUUUACUUGUAAUUAGCAGUAUAGAUUAGCUAGGGUUUGCUACAAUGUGAAACCUUAAUGUUCAUGUGUACUGAGUAUUGAGUGACAUUAGUUUUAUGGAAUUCAAAUUAAAUAUAAAGUAUCCAUUGAUUAUUGUUUGUGCAGUUACAAGUAUGAAAUUUCAUGUGUUCUUUGAGUGUGUAUUUUGCGCUUGAGCGGACAAUAACAGGUUUGAGUUCUGAGUCAACUUUAUAUUGUGAAAAAUGUUUGGAGACGCAACCAACUGGAAUGAGGAUGCAUACAAAGAGAGCAUUCUAAAAGAUCGAGAAAUCCAAACCCUAACUGUCUUUAGAACUGCGUGGCCACCAUCUUCAAACACGAACCCCAAUACUAUCGUCCUCGCCUCCAGCGACGGCUCACUCACCUCUUACUCCAUCUCCGAAAUUCCAUUGGGUUUUAGUGAUUCAAGGGCACCACAGGUUAAACCUAAUGCAUUCCUUCAAGGACAUGAUGGACCUGCCUAUGAUGUCAAAUUUUAUGGCAAUGCUGAAGAAGAUGCUUUGUUACUAAGUUGUGGUGAUGAUGGUCGAAUUCGAGGAUGGAGGUGGGAGGAAUUUAUGCAAUCUCAGGUGCCUGUUGCUUUGCAAGGAAACCACAUACAGCCAGUAGUUGAUAUGGUGAAUCCCCAGCACAAGGGUCCUUGGGGUGCUUUAUCCCCAAUUCCAGAAAACAAUGCCAUUGCAGUGGAUACCCAGGGGGGUUCCAUUUUCUCAGCUGCUGGGGAUUCUUGUGCAUAUUGUUGGGAUGUGGAAACUUGUAAGAUCAAAAUGUGUUUUAAGGGACACUUGGACUACUUGUAUUGUAUAGUUGCUCGUAACUCCGCUAAUCAGAUCAUAACUGGUUCAGAGGAUGGUUCUGCAAGACUUUGGGAUUGCAGAAGUGGAAAGUGUAUCUGGGUAAUUGAUUCAGUGAAGGAUGAGAAGUUCAAAGGAUUUUCCUCAUCUGUCAGCUGCAUUGCUCUUGAUGCAAGUGAGAGCUGGUUGGCUUGUGGCAGUGGUCGCAGCUUAUCGGUCUGGAAUCUUCCUGCUUCUGAAUGUGUUUCAAGGAUGUGCACUCGUGCAUCCAUACAGGAUGUAAUAUUUAGUGGCAAUCAAAUUCUAGCUGUCGGAGCAGAGCCUGUAAUGAGUCAAUUUGACAUAAAUGGGGCAGUUCUUUCUCAAAUACCAUCUGCUCCUCAAUCAGCAUUCUCUGUUUCUGUACAUCCAUCGGGGGUGACUGCAGUUGGAGGUUAUGGGGGUCUUGUAGAUAUCAUCUCUCAGUUUGGAAGCCACUAUUGCACUUUCCACUGCCAAUGCGUCUGAAGAAGAAAUUAAUCAUUAUUUCUGGGAUUGUAAUUGGAUGCUAGAAAUUAUAGGUGAGUUACCUGCAUGGACUUUGAGACGUUGAAGGGUAGCAGGCACUUAAUUGCAGGAUUUUCCAUGGGUCGACCAAAAUAUAUGGUGGUGGUUAACAUGUCAUCGAAAUGAUGAACUGUGGGAUACCUGGAUAUGUUCUGUUACUGUAGAGAAGGUUCCUUUGACCUUUGUAUUGCCAUGUUUUCUUCCAGCAAUUGAGAUAUUAAGCUGCAUGCAUAGGGCAAACAAUGCCAUUCAUAUCUAUGAUUUUUUUUUUUGUUUCAAGUAAAAUGCUUGUGUUUUUCUGUAUGGUGA